Acanthaster planci (crown-of-thorns starfish) is the source of this 543-nucleotide messenger RNA. RefSeq names its product centrosomal protein of 290 kDa-like. Lineage: Eukaryota; Metazoa; Echinodermata; Asteroidea; Valvatida; Acanthasteridae. The record is from RefSeq and is a predicted model, not a curated record.
AUGAAGCCUGCUGGCCACAUCCAUGAUGGUGCACAGACCCCUUGCAAAUGUGAAAUCAAAAAGAGAGACCAGCUGGCCAAGGACAAGAAGAGACUCAAGAAGGAGUUACAGGGGCUGGAUGAGGGCUUCUUUGAUGAAAUUGAGGACCUGAAAUACGCCCUGCAGCAGUCGGCCAAGCUGAACAAGGAAUACGAGAAGGCACUCCGACGAACCUGCAAACAGUUUGGUGUUCCAUACCCAAUGAGCAGUGAUGACGUCAGAGAUGACAAUCUUGAUUCUAGAUUGGAUUUUUGUUAAGGUAGACAGAGGGUUGACUCGGACUGUGUCUACUCACAGUAUGGUGCUUUUUAAGGACAAGGAAUAGCUCCUUGCCUGUGCUGCCUAGUUAGGGAUUAAUUAAAGGGUUGAAAUAAAUUGCAUCAUCUUGUUGGAAAUUGAAAACCCUCCCAAUGAAAUCCAUCAUUCCUCACUAAUACUGCGAACUGACAAGUCUUUGAUCAGGAAUUUGCUAGAGCCCCUACAUUGUCACACUCGGAGGAUCAA